AUGGCUGAGAAUGCGGCCAACGCAUUCACACGAUAUGUAAGCAAAUUCUCUGGGCGGGAGGUCCGACUGCUACGCGUUGGUAAAAGUGUGUCGUCCCCCUUCCGCCAAAUAUCCGAAGCGAUUCGUCAUUCGCGCCCCUACGACCGCAUUGAAGUGGAGAGCGGGAAAUAUUUUGAGGCUCUGGCAAUUAUCCACCCCGUGGAACUUUGUAGCGCGGAGGAUGGAGAGCCGCCGAUGAUUAUUUCACGGGGGCCAUGCUUAAAAAUUAACACCGAUGGUCCGGUUCUCGUACAGAACUUCUCCAUUUUGGCAAAAGGGGCAACAGCAUCUGCUUGUCAGGGAAUAUUGAUUGAGUACGGCAGCCCAAUCAUUCGGGACUGCGCGAUUUCAUCCGUGUAUGUCAUCAACGAUGCCACACCUCAGAUAUUGCAUUGUCACAUCUGCGAUUCGGAAUCUGGACACGGUCUGUCCAUCACCGGCAGCAGCGGCGGCGUUUACGCAAAUAACGAUAUUAGUUAUCAUGACGAGCAGUGUGUGUACAUUAACACGAAGGGGAAGCCGGAACUGCGCCAGAAUAUCAUCUCCCAGAAAAAGGGGCAAAAAAAUGUGGCGGUUCUUAUUAGCGCUCGACUUUAUGGUGGCUGUGAGCCGAUCUUUUGUGAAAAUAUCAUUCGGGGUGGUGGGGAAAUGACGAAUCAGGAGGAGGUGGAUCCUGCAUCGGUGCAAUUCCCCCAGAUGUUAUACGAGGACAACUCGGGUGGUUGGGCGUCUCUUGUGGGUGUCAUGAAUGGAGCAAAGCCUUUUAUUACGGGAAAUAUGCUUUGCAACGGCGUCACGGGGUUUUACUUUAAGGAUUGCAACUUGCCGAGGGAUCACUUUUGCAAGAACCGUAUUAUUAGCUGUUCAGCAUGGGGACUUGUCGUUGGGAAGAAUACAUCACUGGUUUCUCUGCACAAUGAUGUUCAAACUUGUGGGGGUGGCAUUUUUGUCUCUUCCACGGCUUCAUGUAACGUUCCUGCAAAGGAAUCGCAUUCCGUGGUGCUAAAAAAGUGUGACUUGUUUGGUAAUUUCCACUACGGCAUUCUUGUUGACCGCGUGGCAGUUUCGAUCAGUGAGUGCAACGUCUUUGAAGGUUCAGUGGGCAUUGCUUUGCUCGGAAACUGUACAGGCAGCAAUAUUACAAAAAACAACAUGACUGGUAACCGUGUGGCAGCAUUUUCUGUUUUACGCCGUGGGGUAGCUGUCAUUGAAGAGAAUAACAUACGCGGGUGCGAUAAUGGCAUGUACGGUGUUUUUGUACAAGAUGGCUCUGAUGUGGCGUUGAGGUCUAAUAGCAUUGAAGGGACUUCUAACAGUGUUUUUGUACGUGAAGGAAGUUGCAUUUUGGCAGAGAAGAACGCUCUAAGGCAGUCAUCUGUACAUCAUGUGGUUCUCACGGAAUGUAGCCAGGCCACUUUGAAGGGAAACGUCAUUGAAGGCAGUUCUUACGCCGCCGUGGUGGUUACAAGCCGUAGUGAGUGCAAAGCCGUUGGGAAUGUCAUGUAUGCCGGAAUACGGGAAGGAGUAUUGGUGGAGGAAAAAGGACGAGCCAUUUUUGAACGUAACAGUAUGAGCUCCUUCCGCGAAACAAUGUAUGUAAAAACAGGUGGUUCCUUGCAGGCGACAGGAAAUGACGUCACGCUCGGUCAACAUGGGGUGGUUGUAGAUGGAGAGGAAAGCAACGCUGUUGUUAGUAACAAUCAUUUUCGAGGCAUGCAUGCCACGGCUGUGUACGCCCUUGAGCGUGCCACAGUUACGGUGAAUGACAACUCCGUGACUGAAUUUUCCGCGGUUAGCAUCCAAGUUGGCUCUGGAGCUAUAGCCGUCAUCGAAAAAAACAGCUUCACAAAUGGCAGCGACGGUGCCAUCCAUGUGGAUGGCUUUGGGACGCAAUGUAAAGUGCUUCAUUGUGAGAUGGAAAAAGUUGUUUAUGGGGUCAAGUUUACAAGAUCUUCAACAGGCAUUAUUCAAGAGAAUCAUAUACGUCUUUGUCAGCUUUUUGGUGUGGAAUGCAACUCGAACCAGCCUGUCACGGUUCAAGGUAACACCAUCACCGUCGCCAAUGUUGGAAUCGAUAUCUUCUCUGCUGGAGAUAUUCACGACAAUUUUAUUGGGGAUAGUGAAGUGGGCAUAUUGGCUCACACCUUGGCCAACGCACAGGUGAGAAAUCAUCGUGUUUCAAAUUGUACCGUGGGAAUUCGGCUUAUGAAUGAUACAUGUGUCAACUUUACAGACAUUAAGAUUAAAAAACCAAAGGAGUUUGGUGUGGUGGUAAACGGCCCAAGUGCUAGUGUGACGAUGAGCAACGUUACCAUAGAGGACUCUGGGGUGGCUGGUGUGUUUGUGCAAAGGGGAGGUGUGUGCCGUUUUGAGCAAUGCGUCAUCAAGCGUAGCAAAGAGGAUGGCAUUCGAAUGGAACAGGCGGGUGCGGUAGUGUUUGAGCAGUGCAGCAUUUUGGAACAGCACCAAGGCGUUAAGACAACAGGUACUUUGGGGACCGCACGGGCUGAUGGUGAGCCGAAGCUUAUAAACUGCACAAUAGACGGUAGCUUUUGCGAAAAGGGUGUGCUAAGUACAAAAAAGAGCAUCGUGCGCCUGGAGCUAUGCAAAAUCAGCGCCCGUUCUCCAGAAAAGGGACGCGGUGUUGUAGUGCAGGAUGGCGGAACGGUUUUGCUCUCGCAGUGCGAUGUUUUUGGGUGCCCUCGUGUUGGUGUGAUCGCCUCGGCCAUGUCGCAAUUGAUGGUGGAAAACUCAACCAUCGAUGAUUGUGGUAUUGGUGUCUGCUUCGGUUUGGAGCAGGACAGUUCGUCUUCACGGCAUACGCAGAUAAAAUUGAACAAUUCCGCCGCCCUCAAUAUGGGCGAUAAUGUCAAUAAAGUUUCCAUGUGCGAUGACACAAGAUGGAAGCCGCCCACGCUCUCUCAGUUGACCAUCAGAGGAUGUACAGAGGCUGGUAUCUGGUUUGAAUCUUGUGGCUUGGGUACGGUAAACUGCACGACGGUAGUUGAAUGCACCAAGGGGAUUGUUUUACAUCAUGGGAGCACCGCUAUGGUGGAUGCGACAGUUGUACGCGGCUCUGUGGACUGCGGUAUCCUGCUGCUUGGCCGGCCUUCGAGCCACUCUGUGCUCACUCACUUGAGCAUUAGUGACUCGGGCGGCUGCGGUGUGAAGAUGGAAGAAGGGGCUGUGGAUGAUGAGGAAGAGGGAGAGGGAAUGGACGAAAAAACGCCCUUGACCAUCCAAAAUUCUGAGGUUCUGCGAAACGCAAAAGGUGGAGUUGUGUUGGAGACGUGCGCUUAUUUUGAACGGUGCACAUUUGCCCACAACGCCGAGGCAGGUGUCCUCUGCAAAGGGAACUUUUGCCCGGUGUUCUCAGCCUGCCACUUGACGCGCAAUGCGGAGAAGAAUCUCGAGGCACAAUUCGGCUCCAGGCCCGAAUUGCGUGAUUGUGUCGUGGAACAUGCCCCGGUUGGAGUGCGUGUGAGGUCUAUCGUGAAGAUGACACGAUGCAUCGCGCAGCAUCUUGGCAUCGCUGUUGAUCUUUGCGUUGGUGAGAAAUCUUCUGACGUUUCACGACUAUCGGAGUGCGUCUUUACCAACAAUGAAACGGGUGUCUCCUGCGCCGGUGAGGCCUCCCAGGAGACUUGGGGUCAGAUUGCCAUUGAGGGAUGUACCUUCCACGAUAACCGAGGGACAAGUAUCAGCGUUCACGAGGGUCCAAAAAUGCUGCUGAAGACCUGCAACUUUGAAUCAUCUCGGGAAUGCGUCAAACUCACGGAGGGGGCGGAGGUGACUAUUGAGGAAUGUGAAUUCAAACGAAAUUCGAGGGGCAUUACCUCGUCCCAUGCGGCGUCAGUGGAAGUGAAGAAGUCUAUCUUUACUACCCAUACCCAGCAUGCAAUAAGCAUCAUGGGUAGCAGCGGGGAAGCCCACAUUGUUGGCAACAGCUUUUGUGGAAACACCACUCACGGUAUCUUCCUGUUCGCGAUAGGAAACGUCGUUUUGGUGAAUGGCAACAGUUUCGAAACGGAUGUGUGCAGCAUCUUUCUGCAGGAGACACCGCAGGCUUUUGUCUAUAACAAUUGUUUUCAUGCAUGUCAGACAGGUAUCGUGUUCCACGGCGCAGGACUUUGUGGGAAUGUCUUUGGAAAUACCUUUGAAAAAAAUAGAUGUGGUUGCCGUUGCGACGAAAAUGCCACUACGUACUUAUGGCGAAAUACGUUUGAAGAAAACAGUGAGUACGGGAUAUUUGUUACCGGCGGAGCAAUUCCAAUGGUUGUCGAUAACUCUUUUUUGCGCCAUACGGCCCCCAGUAGCGUUGCUCUGUGCGUUUGUGGCGGAGGGAUUGGACACUUUGCCUUUAAUCGGUACACUGGAAAUGCGUGCGGAGCACAGUUGGAGGGUACAGGCAACAAGACUUUCAUCAAUAAUAGCACAUUUGAGGAAAAUGACAUUGCCAUCCGGCUAAAGGAAGGGGCUGUGGUACAUGUUGUGGCGUGUACGUUUGUAUCUAGUGGUUCAAUGGACAUUUUUGCAUCCGGUGCAAUCGAACGAGAUGAAUGUGUCGUGGCAUAUAACACUUUCUUUUCUAAUCGCUCUGCUGCCGUUACGGUGGAGGAAAAUGCCGGGGUGACAGUUUACCGCUGUAUAUUUUGUGGAACGGAAGGCACAGGAGUUGUGCAUGGUUGCCGUGGAAAAGGCUUGGUACUCGAAUGUCUCUUCUACGAACUUGCCUGUGGUGUUCGCAUUGCGGAGGGCGGAGGAGGCAACAUCAGAAAGAGUUCUUUCAUCCGCUGCGCCACGGCAGUGGAGGUGCGCCAACUCGGUUCUGGACACUUUGACUCGUGCAAGUUCCUUGCUCGCCCAACUAGCGCGCCGGUGCUUGUGUCUGUCCAUCAAUCCUCUACGCCGACCUUCCAGCAGUGUGGUUUUGUCGGUUGGUCAGAAAUGCUGCAUCCGCUCCUGCAGUCAAGCGGUGGUGGGCUUGUCGAGGGCUCGUCAUUCGUCGCAGGUGGCAUCUCUGUGCUCUUGGAGAGUGGCUCUCAAACGAAACUGCGACGGAACACGUUUUUACGGGGCGUCAUUGGCGUGAGGUUCAACCCAUAUUCGCAGGGGCAGGUAGUGCAGAACACGUUUCACCGGCAUCUUUUAGCCGCGGUGAAUCUCAUGGACAACGCCACGGGAGAACUACAAGAGAACGUGUUUGCCCAGCCACCAGAAGGCGGCGGUAUGCUGGUAGGGUUACACAAUGUACUUAUAGAAGCAAAUAAUGUCCUUGAGAGCCCUCCGACACGGGCCGAAAAGGAAAUGUCUGACCGCGCAAGCCUGGAGCCCAACCUCAUUGCCAUAUUUGCCGAGUACCUUUCCGAAGCACCGCACUGGGCAAGGCAUGCUAUGGGUGAGACUCCGCACGCCUCUGCAUUGCCGUUGCCCAUCCUAACAGCGAUGAGCAUGCCGGGGACGAAAAAUGAAAAUGAGGAAGGGAAUGAGGUGGAAAAUGCAGUUAAGGAAGCGGCGGUGGGCGAUGCCACACAGAAAGGGAAAAUACGCCCUCAAGCAAAACGUGUGGAGGGCUCUAAACCUGUUGGGAAGGGUGGGAAAAAGAUACUGUCGAAAAGUUUUACCCUUUCUUUGAGCGACACAAUUGUUUCCGCGCCACAAGGCGUUCAGGAAGCCCUUGCGAAGUGGGUGGAGAUGCAUGGUGUUACAUUAAACGUGGAGGAAGAGAUUCGCCCCACUGUUCCUGAACCAAUGAGGCAAAUACGUGAUCAUGAUAUGUUACGAGACUUUAGUGAGCACUUCUCUGCCGUAGCGGAGGCUCAGCAUGCCAAGGAACGAGGGCACUUUGCAAAGAAUGAGUCCAAACAAACCAGAGGAGCUGUCAUGCACAAACAGGGACUGGAUGAUAGUAAAAAUGCAUCUUCAACCCAUAGCCAAAAUGCUACGCGGGAGGAUUCCAGGAGGUCAAGUGGCGUGAAAGCCCUAGUUUCUGUGAAACGAUUGUUUUCUACAGAGUUUGCUCCAUGUUCUCGUAUUGCCGCCAGGACUGAGGCACCAAGUGGCCUUCAGGUCAAAAAACAAGCCAAGCGGAGGCGUCGCCGAAGUCUUCCCCCGCCAUUGAAUAGUUGUAGCCGGAAGGCUCAACCAUCCCGUCAGCCUAUCCGUGGGCCGAUUGCCACACUCACGGGUUGUCUUCAUAAAUGCGCUGUGGAAAGUACUCGCAGACCAAAAAAGGAGGAAAUUUUUGAGAAAAUCAGUAUUGAUGCCAAUUCUGCGACGGAGUUGGCAAUAUUUUGUGAGGAGGAAGCCCAGUACUCUUCCUCUUCACUUGGAAAUGGCAGGGGAAGGCAUAGUGGAACUUUGAGUUUUCCCCUAACUGGGGCUGAGAAUGUGUCCAGAAGCGGGCAUGAUGAUGACGCCUGUAUUCGAAGUGGCGUGGAGAGUCUCUCAAGGAUUAGCGUGCCGCCUUCUCAACGUAGUGCGGUUCCGGAUGCGCAAGCACUGAGUCAAUUGAGUGGCCACGAGGGAUUCUUUACAAAAUUCGAAGAUGCAGUUCCCGGUAGUAAUACGAUGUGGAGAGAGACGGCGUCGAUUUCCAGCAGGAGCUGUUCGCAAGGUCCCCUGGAAUUGAGGGGUGCGUCGCCCCUGGAGAAUCUCUCAAAAAGUGGAGUAAGUGCUGAAUCAAAGACGGACAUUGAGCGGAUUAAAAUGAUAUCACCGAGAAGAGACCUUGUCGCGAGGAACGCAUAUGGGCAGGGCGCAAAACGCCACGUUGGCGGCAGAAAUCGCUUCGGCGGAAGCAGUAGCCUUCACACCUCCUCCUUAGAUGAAGAGCGCGCUCGUUUGAAGAAUGGCACCAAAGAAGUGCUGUACGCCACCCAAAUAAACGAUGGUGAUGGCGAUGAUGGGAUACCGGCCAAGAGGUCCGCACCGCUGAAAGAAACCCCUUACGGCAGACGGCGCCGGAAGGAUCGUGAAAGGGAGGACGCCGAUGAAGUGGAGGUGAGUAACAUCAUUAAAAAGAAGAAGCUCGCAGAACAGGGCUUUAGUCGCACUAAAAAAAACGGUCGCAAGCGGAAGAAGAGCGUAGGGAGCAAGAAUAAAGUUGCGAAUCCCACAUCCACCAAGGUGUCUCAAACUGGUAACUCACACGGAAGCCUCCAACUUUCUUCGGGGACGCAUUAUCCGAUGCCCUUGUCGAGUCCUGCAGUUCCCUCUUCAGGGUCUGGGAGUUUUCGUGGAAGCAUGGAUCCGGCGAGGGCUGCCGAGACACUGGGGAAAUCCGCAACCAAAGCCGCAUCAUCAUCGACAUUCUCCCCGAGAGCCAAAGGAAAGGUGGGCGAGGUCGAAGGUUCACAAUCUGGUUUUCAUUUACAAGACAAAUCAAUUGUAGCUGAGGGAAUUCCGGGGAAUUUUUCCGCAUCACCGCCCGUCAAGGAUGGAGCAGAUGAAGAGAAUUUGGAUUCGGAACAAUUGGGUAAAACAGCGCGAUAUCCCCACAAUCGUUCCCACACGGCAGUCCCACGUUCUGGUAAUGAGAGUUGGGAGGCCAUGGGCUUGGAAGAUACUCUGCAACCAAAGGAUGCCUCUCGUCACACAAAUACCGCGAGCGAAUUCAAAAAUGCAGGCUCUUUAUUGGAUCUUUCUCAUGGCGACGUUGAGGGAAGGGAAAGGAACAGGAAGUUUAUGAGUCCUACGUUGUUGAAUCCAUCAGAGCAAAGACCCAUAACAGUCACCAUGUCCUUAUUGGAGCUCCAUGGGGAAGGACAUGCAUCCGAACAGGAGAGCGAGAGGAAAGAAAAGCGUUCUGAAUCUGAAGAUCAUGAUGAAGUGCACCUUCCCAAGAUUGAGGCUCCAUUAUUACAGAACUCUCACAAAAUUUGUAAUAACAGCACUGCCAACAAGAGCAAUGAUAUUCAUAGUAACAAUAUUAUUGAUAUUUAUGAUCAUGAGGUUGAGGAUCGUAAAAUGGGCAAUGUCUUGGAGAUUUCUGCUGUUCCCUCUCUUUCCGGCAAGGGUCGUGCGUUGCUUGGGGUCCUCGGGGACACCGUUCUACAGGACGAUGCUGUUCUGCAAGAACAUGUGAGUGGUGCGCGUGCUGGGCCAAUUCGAAGCGAUUCAUUGGCAUCUGGGGGAUCUGGAGCGUCGCUACCCUUAUUGGAAGACAGAUACAUUCAAAAAGGGACGAAGAUGAUGGAAGCGGCAGCAGUGGCAACAAAGAAAGAAUGGGAUGAAGAAAAAGAUAGUGAUGAUGAUGAUGAAGUGGAGGAUAUCAUUGCUCUUCUUCGGUGGCUUGUUCAACUGCGUGAGCAUAGGCUUCUUACAGCAGAUCGCUUUAGCAAGGCUGUUGACUGCAUCCGGGUGAACACCAACGUUCCAUUCUUUCUUUGUGAGGGAAGUAGAGCGGGUGAGGCACCGACGUUGAUGUUGCGUUUGCCACGAACCGCCGACGAGGCUGUGAUCAUCCCGUUGUUUGGAUCAACAAUGGAAAUGAGAAAACGGACGCAACGCGUCGAGGAGGGAGAAAACAACUGUCCCCAGUCCCAAAGAAGGGGUUUAGGGCUUAUAAGGGGUGCCACCGAUACAAGCAAAGAGUUUAAGGAGCAGAACUUGUCGUGGAUGUACAAAAUGGCCAGCGAUGAAGUGAGGGAAGCAGAUGCGACGCGAAUCAUCCAAGUUCCAGCCCAGGCAUUUCAUAAGGUCAGGCCCCCUCCCCUUUUUGCAUCUGCCAGGCCCUCACAUGAUCACCGCCAGGUGAGUGAAGAAACAGUGAUGACAUUAGGACCCGCAAAUGAAUCUCGACUAUUUUCACGGUCUUCUCCUCAGGCGCUUGGCGUACUACGAGUGUCGCAGGAAAGCUUCCAAACAGGCGUGGCUGAUUCAAUUGUGAAGCCGUUGCAUAGGAGUAAAGGGCAAAAGGCCUUUUUCACCCGGGCGUUCCUCCAUAAGACUCGUCACGAUGCUAUGACGAGUUUCAAUCCUGCAAUUCCAAAAGAGACUUCACCCUAUAAUAAAUCAACGAGAGUAGCUGCAUUUAUAGCUUUGGGCACAAUGAAUUUCAUGGCGUAA
This is a messenger RNA of Trypanosoma cruzi, 9108 nucleotides long. RefSeq lists its product as uncharacterized. Bases 1 to 9108 code for a protein of 3035 amino acids. The transcript has a single exon. Lineage: Eukaryota; Euglenozoa; Kinetoplastea; Trypanosomatida; Trypanosomatidae. The record is from RefSeq and is a predicted model, not a curated record. Gene Ontology annotation, biological process: ubiquitin-dependent protein catabolic process; protein ubiquitination; regulation of apoptotic process.